Molecule: messenger RNA, 1959 nt
Organism: Eupeodes corollae
Lineage: Eukaryota; Metazoa; Arthropoda; Insecta; Diptera; Syrphidae
Exons: 5
Coding region: 138-1742 (534 amino acids)
Biological process (GO): SCF-dependent proteasomal ubiquitin-dependent protein catabolic process
Cellular component (GO): SCF ubiquitin ligase complex
Molecular function (GO): protein binding
Source: RefSeq, a predicted model, not a curated record
UCAGUUGUUGUGUUUGACACAGACUAAUUUUUCUCUGUUGUUUUUAUUUUUGGCCCUUCAGAAGAAAUAAAUUUAAAAAUACGAAUUUAACAAUACAAAACUUAACGAUAUCAAUCCAAAUAAAAUCAAAAAAUAAAAUGGAAAAUUCGCAAGACUUUUUGCGAUGUAAAACUCCCACCUCCCCAGAAACAAUCGUCGCCCUCGGCAAGAAAAGAAAACUUUCUACAUCAUCGAAUGACGACGACCAACCUGCAGUAAAAUACCUAGAAUUGGACGAAGUUUUUACUUUGGAACGAUUUAGUGAUGAAGUUCUCUUUGAGAUAUUCAAACAUUUGAAUACGCCUUCAAUAUAUGCUUUAAAAAAGACAUGUAGACGCUUUUGGGGAAUAGUGCAAGAUCACCGUCUUUGGAGAGAUAUUGACACAUUGGCACAUAGAAAGACUGUUGAUUCCCUGAGAGAGAUUUUAGAACGAGCUCAUAAAAAGACCAAUUCGAUCAAAAUAAGUGGAUUUCUGGGAGAAGCUGGACAAGAACGAGAUAUCAACCAUGAAAACGAGAAGCAGUGUCUUCUUAAGCUCGUCAUACCCAAAUGUGAAAAUCUCACUGACCUAGAGCUUCAGUCAGUGUUCAUAGAUUUUUCGGCCAUUCAAAUUCAAGACUUUCCCAAGGACUUGAGGCGGUUGGUGUUUCGAGAUGUUUAUGUGCGUUGGCCUGAUAACGCACCGACAGUCUUUCAAAAACUAGACAAAUCAUUGCUCUGGUUAGAGGAGCUUCGAGUAGAAUCGUGCACAUGGUUUCACCCGUAUGAUAUUAUGCUCUUUUCAAAGUGUCCAUCAUUGAAGUUCUUAAGUUUGCGAGGAUGUCAGAAUUUAUCAGACUUCGUCCCUUAUGGAAGCAUGGCCUCACGAUUUGGUUUCAAAAAAUUGGAACACCUUGACGUCAGGGACACACCAAUCACAGACUCUGAUCUACAGUGCUUUAAUGCUGUUCUGACACUCAAGGAACUACUUCUGCAGUGUCCUGUUCGCUUAAGGAAAAAAGUAGCUGAAGAUAGCAAAAGUUCCUUAGACCAAUUGGUCAAAUCGAACCAUUUUUCGAAUUUUAUAUCUUGUAUUUCAUCUUCAGGAUCAUCCAGCUCAUCAUCGUCUUCACUUAAUUCCACUUUAAGCGACACUGCUGAAUGUGCCGAACCGCCAGCAGAAGACCAAGAUGAUGCUAGACCAAGUACUUCAAGGCAACGAAACCCAAGAGAACCGGCAAAUGUAUUAAUGAGUAUUGAUUUGCAGAACCACACAAGAAUGGUAUACGGAGUUUGUGGGUCCUUGAAUACUGAUUUCAGAAGACUUCGGCACCCCGACAAUCCACAAGGGAGUUUUAGCAGUUUUUGGGAUAUGAUUUAUCGUCAAACAGGUCCCGAUGGUAGACAUUUCUUGCCACAGAAGUCUCAAAUAUCCCCGAUAUCUAAUCGAGGCGUAUCGUGUUUCGGCCGCCCCACCAAUCCAGUUGAUCAAAAUAUCAUUUGGAUACGUAUCGGUGAUCGACCCAAUAAUAACUCAUUUGAAAGAUUGUAUCUAAGACAUUACCAGCGAGUUACAGACGACUCUUUGCUUCAUCUAGCUCAGUGUUCGCCGAGAUUGGUUUAUUUGGAUGUGACAGGAUCUGGCGUUACUCAAGAGGGCAUUGAGCAAUUCAAGGCCAGGAAGCCAAAUUGUGAAAUUAUUUUUGAAGACUUUGAUGAUUAACUUUAAUGGUCUUACUGGAGUUUUAUCAUUCUACUUAGAUUUAGGUUAUAAGCAUAAAAUGUAUGUCUUUAUGCAAUUAUGAACAAUUGAUGUAUAAAAUAUUAAAUUAUUCUUUUUAAAUUUACGUAAAAAGCGCAAAAACAAUUUAUUAUGUAUCGGAAAGAAAAAUAAAACAAAAUUAUGUAUGUAAGUCCCUCAAAAUUAUUCUCUUGUUAAA